This is a messenger RNA of Zea mays, 2414 nucleotides long. Its product is annotated as synaptotagmin-5. The record is from RefSeq and is a predicted model, not a curated record. The transcript is spliced from 13 exons. Gene Ontology annotation, cellular component: endoplasmic reticulum. Bases 332 to 2062 code for a protein of 576 amino acids. Gene Ontology annotation, molecular function: lipid binding. Lineage: Eukaryota; Viridiplantae; Streptophyta; Magnoliopsida; Poales; Poaceae.
CCCCCGUUGGUUUGGCUGCUUUUCUCCCGACGCGACGCCCGCUCCCUCACGAUUUCCGCCCCCUUGUCUGUUCUCAGCAUUUCCGCUCCCCUUCUCGUGUUUUCAAACUCCCACCACGAGACGAGCGAACCUUCCACUUGUAAUCCAGCCGACCGUACCCGCUGCCGUCGCGCGCCGGCAUUUGCCCCUGCCCGGCGCCAGCUCGAUAGCUCUGCUGCUUCCUCGCCAUCUCCGACUCCGCGGCGAGCCGCGCGCCCGUCGGCUAGCGGAGGCGGGAGGGCGGCGGUACCGGUGAAGUGUCGUCCGGAGGAGGAGGAGGAGGAGGAGCGGGAUGGGGUUCUGGGUAGGGCUGGUGUUGGGGGUUGCGGCGGGCCUCGCCCUCAUCGUCGGCUUCGUCCGCUGCGAGAAUUCUCGCUCCGCCCGUCGGCGACAACUGGCUGCUACCGUUGCUAGUUUCUCAAGAAUGACGAUUGAAGAUUCACGAAAGUUACUCCCUGCUGACCUAUACCCUUCUUGGGUUGUUUUCUCAUCGCAGCAAAAGUUAAAAUGGCUUAAUCAGGAGCUGACAAAGAUUUGGCCAUUUGUAAAUGAUGCGGCGUCAGAACUGAUCAAAACCUCUGUAGAGCCUGUUCUUGAACAAUAUAGGCCAAUAAUCAUUGCGUCCCUGAAGUUCUCAAAACUCACUCUUGGUACUGUUGCACCACAGUUUACCGGUAUUUCGAUCAUUGAGAAUACUAAGGAAUCAGGUAUUGUCAUGGAGCUAGAGAUGAAUUGGGAUGCCAAUCCAAGUAUCAUACUUGCUGUAAAAACUAGACUUGGUGUCGCGCUUCCAAUACAGGUGAAGGACAUUGGCUUUACAGGAGUUUUCCGCUUAAUUUUCAAACCACUAAUUGAAGAGCUACCUUGCUUUGGAGCUGUUUGCUUUUCUCUACGACAGAAGAAAAAGCUGGAUUUCCGACUGAAGGUCAUUGGCGGCGAAAUUUCUGCUGUACCUGGAAUUUCAGAUGCUCUUGAGGACACUAUAAAAAAUGCUAUUGAGGACUCAAUAACAUGGCCAGUAAGGAAAGUCAUUCCUAUUAUACCUGGGGACUACAGUGAUCUGGAACUGAAGCCUGUUGGUACCUUGGAGGUCAAGCUUGUGCAGGCAAGAGAUUUGACAAACAAAGAUCUGAUAGGAAAAUCGGAUCCUUUUGCCAUUGUAUAUGUGCGACCAUUACCAGACAAAAUGAAGAGAAGUAAAACAAUUAACAACGAUCUGAACCCUAUCUGGAAUGAACACUUUGAGUUUACUGUUGAAGAUGCUGAUACUCAGAGUGUAACCGUGAAGAUUUAUGAUGAUGAUGGCAUUCAAGAAUCUGAAUUGAUUGGCUGUGCUCAAGUCAGGCUGAAGGAUCUACAGCCAGGCAAAGUGAAGGAUGUCUGGUUAAAACUUGUAAAAGAUCUGGAGAUUCAAAGGGACAGGAAAGAUCGGGGUCAGGUGCACCUUGAGCUGCUAUACUGUCCAUUUGACAUGAAGGAUGAGGCUCCAAACCCUUUCAGCCAACAUUUUUCGAUGACUUCAUUGGAGAGAACAUUGACAAACAUGGAAAAUGGAUCGGGGGGCUCUAGUUUUGAUAGGCUGUCUUCAAGAAAGAAAAGGGAAAUUAUCAUACGAGGAGUUCUUUCAGUAACAGUGAUAUCUGGGGAGGAUCUGCCUGCGAUGGAUAUGAAUGGAAAAUCUGACCCAUAUGUCAUACUUUCUCUCAAGAAGACAAAGACAAAGUACAAGACAAGGGUUGUGACCGAAAGCUUGAACCCAGUAUGGAAUCAAACUUUUGAUUUUGUCGUUGAAGAUGGCUUACAUGACAUGCUUAUGUUGGAAGUAUAUGAUCAUGACACUUUCCGUAGAGAUUACAUGGGGCGGUGCAUCCUGACCUUGACAAAAGUUUUGCUGGAGGAAGAGUACAAGGAAAGCUUCAACCUGGAGGGAGCGAAGAGCGGGAAGCUGAACUUGCAUCUGAAGUGGUCGCCACAGCCAAUCAUGCGUGAUUCGCGUGAAGCGGGCAGCUUAAGGUCAAGAUAAGGCCAGUAAGUGCGCACGCAUUGGUGUACGUGUAAUUUUUUUUGGCUGGGUGUCUCGGCCUCGAGACCUGCUUGGUCGAGGGUUUGUAAAUUUUGAGGUGCAUUCUUUUUGAAAUUCAACGCGUAUGCGGGGACGGUCCACCAAAAUUUUAUUCCGACCAAGGACUCCAGUUACGUGAGCUAGCAGAAGUAUUCAGGUGCAAAAUGACCCGUUGCACAUGUACAUGAGGCUGUUAUAUUUCGAUCGGUUAAGCUCGAGGUAUGUUAAUGUAGUCGGCGCAUCGCAAUGGUUUGUCUGUAUACUCCUUGUAAUAUUUAAAGUAUGGAAAAAAAAUGUGUAGAUCAGAAAGCUA